ACCUCUAGUCUUGCUUUGAAAAAGCCAUUUUGUGUAACUCUUGACUGAAUAAUUUCCUAAUACACCUGUUGCGUGGAUCACUGACACAGUAUGCUAUUUGAGAGGUACUUUUGCUUGAUCAAAUACUGGUGAUUAGAGAAGAGAGGUAUUUUAUUUUUCCUGAUCAUUAUGAACAUUGGCUUUUCACCCUGAAAUAAAAAUGUUGAAAACCGAGUCUUCAGGCGAACGAACCACUCUCAGAAGUGCCUCUCCUCACAGGAAUGCGUAUAGAACUGAGUUCCAGGCACUGAAAAGUACCUUUGACAAACCCAAGUCAGAUGGGGAACAAAAAACAAAAGAAGGUGAGGGCUCCCAGCAGAGCAGGGGGAGGAAAUAUGGCUCCAAUGUCAACAGAAUUAAAAACCUAUUUAUGCAGAUGGGUAUGGAACCCAAUGAGAAUGCUGCGGUCAUUGCCAAAACAAGGGGGAAAGGUGGCCCGUCAUCCCCUCAGAGAAGAAUGAGGCCCAAAGAAUUUCUGGAGAAAACAGAUGGCUCAGUUGUUAAGUUGGAGUCCUCUGUUUCAGAGCGAAUUAGUAGAUUUGACACAAUGCACGAUGGCCCUUCAUAUUCUAAGUUCACAGAAACUCGGAAGUUGUUUGAGAGAAGUGUGCAUGAAUCAGGGCAAAACAACCGUUAUUCCCCAAAGAAAGAGAAAGCUGGAGGGAAUGAACCUCAGGAUGAAUGGGGUGGUUCGAAGUCCAACAGAGGCAGUACUGACUCCUUGGACAGCCUUAGCCCCCGGACAGAGGCUGUCUCCCCAACUGUGAGUCAACUGAGUGCAGUAUUUGAGAACACCGAUUCCCCCAAUUCCGUCAUUUCUGAGAAGGCUGAAAAUGAGUACUCAGUGACUGGACAUUAUCCCCUGAAUUUACCAGCUGUGACUGUUACAAAUCUUGACACCUUUAGUCGUCUUAAGGAUUCUGAUUCUUGCACUCCUCCAAGCAAACACGGUGAUGAUGCAGAGGAUGCUCAGAAGAGCGACACAUCCCCUGUACCAGAAGUGGCUUCGAAAAGUACCUCUCUCACUUUGAUACCUAGUGAAGAGGCAGAGCUGAGCAAGGAAGCUGAGGACUCCACAUCUAACCAAGAGACUCCUGACAGAGUUGACAAAGACGUUCCCGGAGAACCUUGUGCUGAGAACAAGGCAAUGCCAGAGUCUGACAUCCUCUCCCCCCAGAGUGAGCCUUUAGAAGAUGCCAAAGCUAAUUUGGUUGGGAAUGAGGCAGCAAUGCCACAGAAGAAAGAGCUUGCAGGUGGUGAUUUUAUCUCUGCUGAUGCUUCUGGAUCCAGCUGUGGGAAGGAAGUACCUGAAGAUUCAAGUAAUAUUGAGAGUCCCCAUGUUUACAUGCACAGUGACUAUAAUGUAUAUAGGGUAAGAUCCAGGUAUAAUUCCGACUGGCGAGAGACAGGCACUGAACAGGAUGAGCAGGAGGAUAGUGAUGAAAACAAUUACUAUCAACCUGACAUGGAAUACUCGGAAAUCGUUGGAUUGCCAGAAGAAGAAGAAAUCCCCACAAAUAGGAAAAUUAAGUUUAGUAGCGCUCCAAUUAAGGUUUUCAGCACAUACUCCAAUGAAGACUAUGACAGGAGAAAUGAUGAAGUUGACCCUGUGGCUGCUUCAGCUGAGUAUGAACUUGAAAAGCGUGUAGAAAAGUUGGAACUUUUCCCAGUGGAACUGGAGAAAGAUGAGGAUGGACUUGGCAUAAGUAUUAUUGGAAUGGGUGUUGGAGCCGAUGCUGGACUUGAAAAGCUGGGAAUAUUUGUCAAGACAGUAACAGAAGGUGGUGCUGCUCAGCGGGAUGGCAGAAUACAAGUCAAUGACCAGAUUGUAGAAGUGGAUGGAAUCAGCUUGGUGGGAGUCACACAGAAUUUUGCUGCAACAGUUCUCAGAAACACCAAGGGCAACGUCAGGUUUGUCAUUGGGCGAGAAAAACCAGGACAAGUGAGUGAGGUUGCGCAGUUGAUAAGCCAGACACUGGAACAGGAAAGGCGCCAGAGAGAGAUGCUUGAGCAGCAUUACGCCCAGUAUGAUGCGGACGACGAUGAGAAUUCAUUGGAAAUGACAGGAGACUAUGCCACCGAUGAAGAGGAGGAUGAGGAGGGGCCCACCCUUCCCGGCAGUGACAUGGCCAUUGAAGUCUUCGAGCUGCCCGAGAACGAGGACAUGUUUUCCCCGUCAGACCUGGACACCACCAAGCUCAGUCACAAGUUCAAAGAGCUGCAAAUCAAACAUGCAGUUACAGAAGCAGAGAUUCAAAAAUUGAAGACCAAGCUGCAGGCAGCAGAAAAUGAGAAAGUGAGGUGGGAACUAGAAAAAACUCAACUCCAACAGAAUAUAGAAGAGAAUAAAGAAAGAAUGUUGAAGUUGGAGAGCUACUGGAUCGAGGCUCAAACACUAUGCCACACAGUCAACGAACACCUCAAAGAGACUCAAAGCCAGUAUCAGGCCUUGGAAAAGAAAUACAACAAGGCAAAGAAAUUGAUCAAGGAUUUUCAACAAAAAGAACUUGAUUUCAUCAAGAGACAGGAAGCAGAAAGAAAGAAAAUAGAAGAUUUGGAAAAGGCUCAUGUUGUGGAAGUUCAAGGCCUGCAAGUGAGGAUUAGAGAUUUGGAGGUUGAGGUGUUCAGGCUGCUGAAGCAAAAUGGGACUCAAGUUAACAACAACAACAACAUCUUUGAGAGAAGAACAUCUCUUGGAGAAGUCUCUAAGGGAGACACCAUGGAGAACGUGGAUGUCAAGCAGAUGUCUUGUCCAGAUGGCCUGAGUCAAGACUUGAAUGAAGCAGUCCCAGAGACAGAGCGCCUGGAUUCGAAAGCCCUGAAAACCCGAGCCCAGCUAUCCGUGAAGAACCGACGCCAGAGGCCCUCUAGGACAAGGCUUUAUGAUAGUGUCAGUUCAACAGACGGGGAGGACAGCCUAGAGCGAAAGCCUUCAAACAGUUUCUGUAACCACAUGCAUAUUACCAAAUCACUUCUGCCCAAGGGUUUGCGAACUUCUUCUCCAGAAUCAGAUUCUGGUGCUCCAUCCCUCACUUCCGAGGCUGUCAGUGUGCCCUUCUCCAAGUCUGACCAGAUAACUGAAUCUCAAGGACCCCUGCACCCAGAAAGGGAGCCUUCCUCCUCUACUUGGGGAGACACUUCACUCUCCUCUCCUUCAAAAUCUGAUCAUGAUAUGGAAGAAUCUCCUUGCCAUCAUCAAGCCACCACCAGGAAAAUAGCACAAGAAAAAGAUGGUGCCAAAGGUCCCAAAUCACUAAGGGCGUCCAGUUCAUUGGUGGUGCAAGGAGGGAAAAUUAAGCGGAAGUUUGUGGAUCUGGGGGCACCGUUGCGAAGGAACUCCAACAAGGGAAAGAAAUGGAAAGAAAAAGAAAAAGAAGCCAGUAGGUUUUCUCCAAGUAGCAGGUACGGGAUCUUCAGAGGCAGGCUGGACCACUGGAAAGCGAAGCCCUCCUCCGCAGCGCCGGCCUCCCCUCGCUCACCUUGCAUGCCUUUCUCCUGGUUUCACGAAAGCCGGAAAGGAUCCUAUUCCUUCAGGAACCUGCCUUCACCUCCAAGUCCCCUCCAGCCUUCUCCUGAAACUCUAAUUUCAGAUAAAAAGGGGUCCAAGAAUUUUACCUUCAACGAUGACUUCAGUCCCAGUAGUACCAGCUCGGCAGACCUGAGCGGCCUAGGAGCGGAGCCCAGAACCCCGGGGCUCUCUCAAUCCCUAGCGCUGUCAUCAGAUGAGAGCCUGGAUAUGAUAGAUGACGAGAUCCUUGAUGACGGACAGUCUCCCAAGCACAGUCAGUGUCAGAAUCGGGCCGUUCAGGAGUGGAGUGUGCAGCAGGUUUCUCACUGGCUCAUGAGCCUAAAUCUGGAGCAGUAUGUAUCUGAAUUCAGUGCCCAAAACAUCACUGGAGAGCAACUCCUGCAGUUGGAUGGAAAUAAACUGAAGGCUCUUGGAAUGGCAUCAUCGCAGGACCGAGCAGUGGUCAAAAAAAAGCUCAAGGAAAUGAAGGUGUCCCUAGAGAAGGCUCGGAAGGCUCAAGAGAAAAUGGAAAAGCAGAGAGAAAAACUGAGGAGGAAGGAACAAGAGCAGAUGCAGAGGAAAUCUAGAAAGACAGAAAAGAUGGCAAUAGAGGGGGCUGGGGAGCAGUAACACACCCUCUUCCAGGCGAAGAGGGUGCCCCAAGGGAGGGCCCACAUCUUCCUGCCCCGCUCUCCUCCGGGGGAAUGAAGAAGAAACUGAUGACGGGGGUAAUGUGCUGUAGGCAGAUUGGGGAACCUGGUGUCGAAUACCUGCAUUUUCUGUGAUAAUAGAAUUCCUUUCAUUUUAACCUACUUAAAUAAUCCUAAGCCACCUUUAGUUUCUUAACAAACCAAGGAGCUCAUUUGUGAGAGCUGCAAAUGUUUCCCUCUUCUCUGACUUACCAACAUCUUGUGUUGUGUUGGGUGGGUGCGUGUGUCACUUGGAAAACCAGCAUGACAGUGCCCGACAAGAGCAUGACCCACCCUGGUGUUGUGAAAUGGAGUGCCAUGGAUGUCCAGCAUGGGGUCCUGACCCUGGGUGUUUGUGUCUGUCUGCAUGGCUUGAGCGCCCUCCUGCCAUGAGAUCUCGGCUGCAGGAUCCACUCCAAAGUGUGAGAAAGGUCCCCCUUAUUUCUGUGUCUGGACAGUGAGACAACCCCACUGUGGAAACGUGGGUGCUCUGCCCCAGAAUCACUUCCCAUGGCAGAAGUUGAGCAAACUGUUCUGCUUGCUGGGCAUCUGAAGGAGAGAAAAGAAUUCUAGUAUGUGUUCACCCCAGAAGGAAGCAAAAGCCUUAAGAAUGUGGAUGUGGUAUUACCUUGGGAUUCUGAGGAUAAUAUUUAUCUUCCAGAUUUAGCCAAACAAAGGAAAAAUCUGACAUGAAUGCAGCCAUGGGAUAUUGGGAUCUGUUGUUUACUUUGCUACUGCAGCAUCUCAGUUUGUCAGCAACACUGACACACACGACAAAAUUCCUUUUCCCCAACAAAUUGAACAGGAAAUUGGUUUUUAAGGAAACCAACAUUUUCAGGUUUCCUCUCCCGGGGAACAUUCUGGCUAGUCUGCAGCCCGAUGAUGACACAGUCGGGAACUCGUCACAUAUUUUCAACUCAAGAUUUCCCAAGUGGACUCGGCUAGUAUUUUAACAAAUGUACUUUUAAAAACAAUAGAAAUACCAGUUCGAGAAAACUUAGAUUUGAGUAACAUGCAACUAGAGAAGCAAUUUGAGCACACAGAAUGUCCCCAUAAAGGUGAGCUGUCAGUUAUGUUUAGAGAUGCUCUGAAUGGUUUUUCUGAGACAUUCUCUCCCAUUCUUUAGGGAUCUUCAUUUAAAGUUAAAGUUUAUUUAAGAUAGUACCCAGAAUACAGUCUAGCAGUGGAGCUCAUAUUUUAAAGCCAGUAUUAAGGAUUUCAACAUUUCGUCAAACUAACUCAAAUGCCAGGGACUAAGGCAGAAGGAGGAGAAACUAUAACUCAUCUUGAGAAAUUUCAAAUAAUGGAUCUUUUUGUUGAUGUUGUUGUUUUGCUCCUUAUGAUUAUGUAUCUGGUUCUGUUUGCUGCAUUGGCCCUAAAAAUGAGGUCACCCACUUUCCAUGGGACAGGUUCCAGAAUAAGAGUUGAGGGCAGACAAAUUCUUUGACAAGUAUUUUACUUCCUUUUCUGGGUGGAGAGUCUCAGUCCAUAUCUUGCACUGGAAAUGUUACAUACACAGAGCUUAGGGGCGCUUUUUGAGGUUACAGGUAACAGAUCAUGUAAAGGGCUCCAGCCCAUAUAGCUCCAUCUCUUAUUUUGAACAUUGUGUUUUGCUUGUUUUUGUUUUUUGCUUGUCUGAAUAUGGGAAAUCUGGAAUAAUCUAAACUAGAAAUUCACAAUUCAGUUCUUUCCUGAAGGCCUGCCUCCUUUUUAGUGGCAGAGUAUUGCCUGUUUGGCUUCAGUGCUUCUGUCACUAGGUAUAGAUUACUCGCUAUGUUUUACAGUUACCCGUCACUAUGUAUAUUUUCUCUGUCUGUCUUCAUUUUGGGGUAUGAUAAUGAAGCUGCCAUACUGGAUAUUCUAUUUAUAUUUUGAGAUGUGUGGUGCUUUGCUAUUUAUUAAUACCAUGAGAAACAAGGAACCACUAUUACUGAACUACCAAUUCCAGCAAACCUUUUCUAAUACUAAAAGACUAAAUUAGUCAAAAUGUGGUAAUACUAGUGCUUGCUAUUGUACAUUUUUGCCAUCUUUGCAUAUCUUUGAAAAAAAGUGAUCUAGAUCACACUGGAAAUUUCACUGUAUUCAUUUUAAGAAUGAAAAUGGAAGGAUGAUUAUCUUAUGUUUACACUUUGGUAAUAUUUGAAAAUGGAUGUAAAUACUGGAAAUGUCUGUAAGUCUCAGUCUCUGCACAUAAUUUAUGAUCUAUUAUAUUGCAUUUUCUUAAAAGUCUUCAAAUAUUGUUCUUAGUUUUCAGUUUAUCUGUAUACUUCCGAUGUUUAGAUUAAUGACCAACUGACAAUAUUAUUAAUCACAUUCUUUUUUUCAAAUCAUUUCAUUUGUGUUAUAACUAUUUUGAUUUUUUAACUUAAAUUAUAGUAAUUUUCAUCUGAAUGAGUUAUUUUUAACAUUACUACUUAAAACUGCUGAAAUUAUAAGAGGCACUUGAUUUGAUUGUCCAGAAAAGGAUAAAAUGUAACUGACUGGUGAAAGGUCAUGAAAACAGUGAAGGGCCUCAAGACUUGGGAGCAUUUUGUUUUCGUACUUUUUUUUUUUUUAUCAACUCUAGUGCAUGAUGCCUAAGUGAGGUGCCAGUGCCGUACACAUUCCUGCUCUAAUGCUAGUGGUUUUCAGUGUCCAUGCAAUUUAACACAGAAUUGUUGCUUCAUGAACCUUUAAGACUUUGCAGUUUUUUCUUUAUCAGAAAAUGAACAAAAAGGGAAUAUCUGGUUAUAUUCUCUAAACGACAGCUCUAUUUGACUCUGACAAUAGCCAAAAGUGUUGGGGGUAUAGGUAAUGCUUUGGGGAGGGCAGGUGGUGUGUGGUGAGGAGUGUUCUGGGUCAGGCUUUUCCAUUGAAGGACUUUAGUUUUGUAACAGAAUUACUUUCUUUAAGACUGUCUCCCUUAGAGUAACUCACAGUUCAUGUAACAGUUUUCUCAUUCUCAUUCAUAUUCUCUCUCUCUCUCCCUCUCUUUCUUCCUGAAUUAGAAGUUAACUUCAGAGUGAUGUUAGGUCAGAAACCAACUUUGCCCCUUCUAGCAGACUGAUGAAGUCCUCCUCUAGUUUUUUGACAAUAAAGCUAUUCUAUGCUUUCAUUCUUUAGCUGGGGCUUGAUGAAUUUCCUACCCUUAACGUCACAUAAGCAUUUUUAACUCCAGCGCUAAUGCCAACCUCAGCUUUUAAGAGGGAGGCAAUGGGAACACCUACCUGGUGCUCCUGUUAUCGUUGGAAACAAAGUGGCAAGAGGAAGAGUGAGGAACCAAAUUAACCCUUGCCACUGCCUGUUAUUCUCUUUCAUCUCUAGUCUGAAAUCUUAAAAUGUCCGAGGCCCAAGCUUCAAAUAUAAUCACAGAUUGUUUGACUUUAAUUAGCCCUAUGGUUUUUGCUGAAGACAAAUAAUUCUCAUCUAGGUUCUUUGUGCCAUUGGAUUAACAUGUGCUUUCAAAUACAUUUUAAAAGGUAAAUUUUGCAUUUAUAUGGAUAUUCUGAUUUAUUUAUAAAGUGUUAAAGGUUAUGUAGACCAAGCCUAAAGAGAGAAAACCAUGCGUUUAACAAUGGGAUUUAAGAAGAUUCUAAAGGGAGGUGUCUUAACAAUUUUAAAGAAGCAACUACACUUUGAAUGUGUGGUAGCCCCCUCGUUACACUGAGGUAUUUAAGUAUUACUAAAGCCCAUCGGAGUAACUGAAGGUACUGUCCCAAGAGCUGCAGAUGAGGGGCACUUCCCUUUGAGAGACAGCAGCACCAGGGUUCAUGUCACCUACUUGAGUCCUGAGUGGCUUCUGAAUGUUCAAAUGUACUUUAAUCAAGGAUCUACCUGUAAACGAUUCUGAAGCUAAGCCUUGAAGGAUGAGGGAAGUAAAAUGUCCAUAUUUUCUACCAGAAUUGUUUUUAUUAUGAUGAUGGGGUGAAAAGUAAAUUUCUAAAGAAAACAGGGUUGUAAGAAAUAUGAAUGUGGUUGCUGCAAUUCACUCCUGAAAAACAACCAUAAUCUGCAGGCAGAUUUUAUUUAUGUUUUUCUUAGUUAUUUAAAGUCUCAGGAAACUGAAUCUUGGUCCAAAACACUGGGGGAAAAAAUAACACCAGUAGUACACCAGUCGUAUUUGCAUAACAAAAAAGUAGGAGUAUAGAACAGACCCAACCAAGAAGUCAGAGGGCAAAGAAGAAGCCUAAAGGAUCCAUGUCCCCCUGGGAAACGAAAGCCUUAAGUUCUCCCCAAGGGUGAACAGAGGAGCCUUACACGAUGCGUUGAGGGAAUGAUUGUUACUUGAAGGCUCACGUACAUAUGUGUGUGGACCAAGUACAGCACGUGACCCACUUCCAAAUCUACAGAGUGGGGAAGGCAAGAACAUGCUGAUUUCCCAUCCUUGGCCCUACGCCAGUCUUUAGCGCUAAAGAUUCAAGAAUGAAUAAGAGGCAAGGGAUAAGGGAACAAGAGGCAACUUCUCGACACUGUGCAUGCCACUUGUGUAGCUAUACAGACUACAUAUGUGUGAAUAUAUCUCUCACCUUGCACACACACACCGCAAUGACAUGGCAUUCAACAAAUAGAUCCUGUCUUUGGAACUUGGUGUUGUCAGUGAGCACCCCCAGCAGUAAUCAUAGCCUUAUUGCCACUUUUUGUGUUGUGUAUACAUUGAAUGGCUCAUAAGAUUUUAAGAGAUUUUUUUAAUGUAUUUCUUCUACUAAAUGCACUUAAUCCUUCUAUAUGUCUAUAUAUUUUGGUAAAAUUGAUUUAUUAGAAACUUGGUAUUUUAGUAAGAUAAAGUUUCCUCAAAUGUUUGGUUAACGCUUUGAUGUCGAGAUUGCACAUCGCUGAGCUGAAACUCAGAAGUUUAUGCAGCUUCAGGCAUUUUCAACUGCGAACCGCAGUGUCCUUUGCUAAAAAUCGCACUGCGUGUUCUUGUGCACUUGCUCAUGCUCUAAUAUGACAUUUUUGGUCGCUGUGAUGCAUAAGCCACUAACUACUGGCUCUCUGAUGGCAGCGUUGUCAUCCCAUGACCAUUACUUCCUCUUUUGCUGAGUGAUGGCCUGGUUGGGUCAUUGCCAAAUGGACAUGAGUGUGAGUAUGUUGUUGGAAGGUGUAUACUUCUAGUUCUCUGGCUGUUUUAUGGACACACCCAGGUUCUCUGUUAAGGAUUUCAUCUUUCGUCUGUGAAAGAACAAUUGGCCAAGGAUAGUUAAAUUACAUUAAAAAGUGUGAAUUAGGAAGCACUCCAGCUAGAAAACGCCUCCCAACAACAUCAGACUUCGUUAGUGCUUAGUGAAAUCUCUUAAAUAUUUAUGUGUAUGUUUUCCUUAGUAUUAUUUAUGGUCAUCACUACUGCUUUUGUAUUUUUUAAUGGUGUUACAAUGGAACCACAAGUACACGUGCUGCAUAUGACUAACAAACUGGCCGGCUGAAAUAUAAAAAAAGAGAGAGAAUGAAUUCUGUCCCAUUGUAAAAAGUUGGUUUAUUUUAAUCUUUCUUUAUAUAAAGGAAAAAAGUUGUUUGGAAGUCAUUUUAAGUCCAAUAAAUAUGGAUAGCAUGUUAUCUGAACCUUGAUUUGUACCUUUCGGUGUCCAAUCAUUUGCAUGGAAGAGACAAUAGUGCCACGUCUGAAUUGUUCUCUGUGCUUGGUUAUUAUGUAUUUCUCUAGAUUGUUCCAUUUCCAAUGACAUUUCUUACUCUUUGGUUUUCAGAGGCAUUCGAAGCAAGAUAUCCUUUGUUUUCUGAUCAAUCUAAAAAUACAUGUGAUUAAGUUUAAUUUGUUAGUGUAAAUAAAUUUCUUGCCAAUGAGUAUUAUUGUUGUUAGACAACGAAUGCAAUAAAAAAGAGUAAUACUGAGA
Myotis brandtii (Brandt's bat) is the source of this 10061-nucleotide messenger RNA. RefSeq names its product protein phosphatase 1, regulatory subunit 9A (gene PPP1R9A). Gene Ontology annotation, molecular function: actin filament binding. The record is from RefSeq and is a predicted model, not a curated record. Lineage: Eukaryota; Metazoa; Chordata; Mammalia; Chiroptera; Vespertilionidae. The transcript has 20 exons. Gene Ontology annotation, biological process: actin filament organization; calcium-mediated signaling; neuron projection development. Gene Ontology annotation, cellular component: actin cytoskeleton; dendrite; postsynaptic density. The coding region runs from base 200 to 4177 and encodes 1325 amino acids.